This is a messenger RNA of Elaeis guineensis (African oil palm), 1323 nucleotides long. Lineage: Eukaryota; Viridiplantae; Streptophyta; Magnoliopsida; Arecales; Arecaceae. The record is from RefSeq and is a predicted model, not a curated record.
ACCUACUUAAAGGAUGUUGGGGUCCUCCUCCUCGGCCACCGCAAUGCCCAAAGAGUUCCCUGGCACAUGAGUGGGGAGAGGAGAUAUCAAAAACGAAGAAUGGACGAAAGAAGACAGCCGACAAAAGCCGACCAACAGGUCGCCUUGGAGAUCAAUACACCAUGGUUGGAAUCUAUCAAACAUAGAGCGGGCAUGUCGUUGCCGAGAAAACCCCCAGCCGAGCCAACCAUCUUCAGAGUCCCGCCGAUCAUGCGAUGCGGCAAUCAGAGUGCCUACGAGCCAAAACUGGUCUCCAUCGGCCCCUACCAUCGUGGCAAGUCCGAGGACUUGAAGGCCAUGGAGCAGCUCAAGUGGCGGCUACUACACAACUAUCUCUCCAAAGUUCCGGACGGGAGCAAGAACGAGGGCCUAAGAAAGAUGAAGGAUUUGGAGAAACAGGCCCGGGACUGCUACUCGGAGGUGAUCGACUUGGAUAGCGAUCAGUUUGUGGAGAUGCUGUUGCUUGAUGGAUGUUUCAUCGUCCAUUUAUUUAUUGGGAUCGAUGACGAGAUUCUGCAAGAGGAGGAGCUCAGAUCGCUGUUAUGGGAUAACGUGUGGUUCCAAAAUUUCAUCUUUGCUGACUUGCUGCGGCUCGAAAAUCAAAUUCCUUAUUUCGUUAUCAUUCAUCUUCUUGAUGCGCUGAGGAUGUCACGGAGGAAUAGCUCCCUCCUUCAAAAGGCCGCCAUCUCCCGGUUCAUUGGUUUUCUCCCACAGCCACAGUAUUUGAAAAAUCAGCAGCAACAGCUGCCCUCCCAGGGCUUCGGGGAUGUGGAUCAUUUACUCCACUUGUUCCACAAAUGGAUCUUGAGUAUUCCAAGGUUGGGGAACGCGAGUGGGAAUUGUCUUUCCAAGGUAUUGCCAUGGCGUACCAAUUCCUCGCUUUCAGAAACACCCCCAUCGACUGUCCCCACCACAACUGAACUUAAAGAGGCUGGAGUGAAGAUCAAGGUGAGAAAGACACCAAGCUUUCUCGACAUUUCAUUCUGUAACGGGGUGCUGGAAAUCCCGGCCCUUGAGAUUGAUGAUGCAACAAACUUGAUUUUCGCAAACCUCAUCGCUUUAGAGCAAUGUUGCUGUAGACAUGGGAUGAACGUCACUCAUCAUGCCUUGUUCGUGGAUGACAUCAUCAACACCCCAAGAGAUGUGGAAUUGCUCCACCGAAAAGGGAUCAUUCACCGAUGUCUUGGUGCUGACGAGGACAUUGCAUCUCUCUUCAACAAACUAGGCAAUGGUGUUGUUUCUGAUGCAGAUAGCUACCUUAAGGAUGUGUACAAAGAUUUGAAU